Messenger RNA from Cotesia glomerata, 2001 nucleotides. RefSeq names its product probable serine/threonine-protein kinase drkB. Gene Ontology annotation, molecular function: ATP binding; protein kinase activity. The record is from RefSeq and is a predicted model, not a curated record. Gene Ontology annotation, biological process: protein phosphorylation. NCBI's taxonomy places the organism in Eukaryota, Metazoa, Arthropoda, Insecta, Hymenoptera, Braconidae. The transcript is spliced from 3 exons. The coding region runs from base 70 to 2001 and encodes 643 amino acids.
CGGCGUCCCUUCAUGAGAGGUUAGAAAUAAGUUAGAAGUUGUGAUUUUAUUAAUUAAAAACUGUGAAUAAUGAAUUUUAUCAAAAUAAAAGACAAAGAAACGACCGUAAAACUGCCUAUUAACAAACAAAAGCUCAAAGUUGAUGUCGUAAAGACCUAUUUUCCCGGAGCCAGCGGUUUGACUUUUUUCGAUGGCAUAGAUAAGUGUGGAAUAUGUAUUGAAAACCAUGAAUUUCAUUUGAUUGAAGGUGUAGAUGAAUACGAAGUAUUCUACACUAAUUCACUGAAAGAAAAAAACUACAGCGAUGCCAAAAGAAAAAAAUUUAACGAAAUAAUGGAAAUUAUUGACGGCAAGGAAAAUCAAAGUUCGAUACCCCAUCAACCACCUGAUAUUUCAACACAUCCCAAAAAAAUUCUAAAAAUUUUACAUGUCGGAUGGAAACAUCGAGAUGAUUGUAGUAAAAACUACAAACAACAAAUUGCUCCCUAUGGUGGUAUUGUAAAAGUAGAAUUAAAUCACAAUGAAAAGUAUUCAUUUGAUACGAUCAAAGCACUAAGUUUAUCUGCAAUGGACAAUAUUUACAAUAGGUCACUUUUAAGUAAUUCAGUGGUCCUGCUAGGAAAUUUUAAGGAAAAAAUAUUUGAAAAUUUCGCAACUACUAACGACCCAAAAAAUGACGAUUUCUGGAAAUUUAGUGAUACUAUGAAGUCGAAAAACGGGCAGUAUAGAUUAUAUUUAUAUUCAACAGUUUCAACGUCUGAAGAAAGCGAAGUGGAAUGUUCAACUGUAACACCUUUGCCAAAUGUUAAUCAGCCUGAAUCUGGUGAUAAAUCUAUCAGUGAUCCCAAGCCGUCUACUUCUGGUGAAAAAGCAAUAACAGAUUUAAAAAAGUUGAGUUCCCGUAUAAAAAUGUCAGCAAAGUUCUACCCGCCUAAUUCUGGUUUUAAAUCUAUCACUCAUUGUAAACCGUUAGCAUCUAAUACAAAAUCGUCAAUAGAUUCCAACCGAUGUAGUUCUAGUAAAAAAUCGUCAUCAAAAUCACGUUACACAGGAACAGUCCUCUCAUUGUCACAAUCAGUAAAAUCUUCUCACGGUUCUAGGAUUAAUACAAAUUCUCACAAAAAUACAUUAGAAUCAAACAUGACUCAAGAUAAUAAUGAAGUCAUAAGAGUUUCUAUACCCACAAUUCAGGAAACAGAAAUAAAUUUCACGGACACAGUUUUAGGUAGUGGAUCAUUUGGCAGUGUCAUUUUAUCGACUUGGAACAGUUCAGAAGUUGCUGUUAAAAAAAUUAAAGCUGAUAAUCGUAAAUAUAUAUAUCGAGAAAUAAACGUGAUGGAUAAGGUUCGUCAUCCCAAUUUAAUUUCAAUCAUGGGUAUAUGCAUGACAGAAUAUUAUGUUUACAUCGUUAUGGAGUAUUACAAGAGCAAAAAUUUGGCGAACUUUAUAAGCACGCGAAAUGUCGACUUGGAUUAUGAAGUAAGGAAGAAUGAAAAUUAUGGCAUUUCUUUGCAAAUUUGUAAAGCUAUCACGUUUCUCCACCAAUUUAAUCCUACUGUUCUGCAUAAAGAUAUUAAACCAGAAAAUAUCUUAAUUAAUCAUUGCUUAGACAUUAAAAUUUGUGACUUUGGUCUAAGUAAUAUAUGCGAUGGAUCGCCGGGGUUAGAAACUACUGUUGGCCAUUAUUUUCAGGGUUCACCUUUAUAUAUGGCACCGGAAAUCCUCAUUGACCAAGAACAAGCUUCCAGAUACUCUGAUGUUUGGUCUUUAACUUGUUGUAUUGUUGAACUUUUUUCAGGAACAAAAGUUUGGAGUGAACACAGUAGUAUUUCAAUACCAAAGUUGAGGAAAAUAGUAACACAUCAAAAAGUACCAUGCUUAGAGAGUAUACCCACGUCUAUAAUUGACACAAUAAAAAACUGUUUCGACCAUAAUCCAAAAAAAAGACCGAGUGCUGCUAUAAUGUUACAAAUGUUUAAACGAAUCUAUAAGCCAGCAUAA